AUGGGGAAGAAGACGAAGAGCGUGAACAACAAGCAGAAGACCGGGAUCGACUUCAUCCGCGCGAAGAAGAAAGUCGGGAGGACGAUCAAGAAGCAGGCGAACGAGACGGACACGUCGAUCCGCGCGAAGCGCAUCAACCUCCCGGGGCAAUCCAUCGCGGCGGAGUUCUCCAAGGGCGACGCGGUCACGACCCGCGGCCUCUCCAUGCCCGAGCUCUUGAACCAGACGCACCACUACAGCGGCAGGGUGCGCAAGGACGCCCUCGACGGCGUCAGAGAGCUCCUCGUCGCGCAUCCGCGCUGCGCGCACGCCGCCGCCGCGGUCGUCGUCGAGCGCGUGGCGGAGAAACUCGUCGACGUCGAGCACGCCGUCCGCGUCGCCGCGAGAGGCGCGCUGAAGCUCGGCGUCCUCCCCGCGCUCGGCGCGCGCGGCCUGGUCCCCUUCGCGCGACGCCUCGUCCUCCACGUCGGCGCGGCCUUGACGCACGUGUCGCCCGCGGUGCGAAAGGACGCGCCCGCGGUCCUCGACGCGCUGGUGGAAGCGGCGCCGAAACUCGUCGGGCGGCACGCGGCAUCCGCGACGACGCGGCACCUCGCGGAGUUGCUGCGGCGCGGCGACGACGCGGCGUCGUCGUCGCUCGUCAGCGGCGGAACCGGAACCGGGGGGGAUACCGGCGGCGGCAUGAGCGGCGGAAGACGGAACGUCAACCGUCGCGGCGAGAUCGCGUCGCGGUUGCGCGCGGCGGGCAUGUCCGGGGCGUUCGGCGACGCGACGGCGUCGAGGAUCGGCGCGCAGGCGCGUUCUACACACUGGUCCCCAUACGACCGCGUCGGCGUGACGCCGGCGGGCCGCGCCGCGCUGCUGUCGUCGUGCCGGCGGUUCCUCGAGGUGCUCGCGGGGGGGAACGCGGCGUCGAUGGACGGCGACGGGGGUGGGGGGAGAGUCGCCGGCGUCGAGGCGUCCACGUGGCGAUGGGACGGCGACGACGGCGACGACGGCGACGGCGGAGACGGCGGCGACGCGAACGGAAACGCAAACGGAAAACGUCUCCGCGACGCGAGCGGCGCGGCGCGGAGACCGCUGCACGCGCAUCGCGCGGCGCCGCCGCCGAUUUCCGCGGCCGCGGCCGCGACCGACGCGUUCUACGGCGACGCCGCGUCGACGUCGGGACGAAUCGCCAGAGAGAACGACGCCGAGGGCGUCGCGCGUGCCGCCGCGGAGCUCGCCGCGUUGGUCUUCUCCGCGUGGGACGAAGCCGCGCCGACGCUGUCUGACAUCAACGGCGUCAACCUGACGCAGAUCAAGGUCAUCACCGAGGCCGCGGCGUGUUUACAGCUGUGCAUUCGGCUCGUGGACGACGCGAACGACGCCGCGACGGGCGGCGGCGGCGGCGCGGGCGGCGGCGGCGGCGCGGCGGCGGCGGCGGCGGCGAGGCCGUUGGCCGCGCGGAUGCUGCGCGCGUUUCCCGCGACGGCGCCGUCCGCCGCCGGCGGCGGCGCCGAACGCCGCGCGCUCGUGACGUACAACGUCGCGACGUGCCGGUUGUUAUCGCACUGCGCGGACGCCGCCGUGGCCGCGGCGGUCGCGGAGGCGAACGAGGCGAGCAGACCCGGCGGAUGCGGGAUUGAGAGGUUCGCGUACGCGGACGCGGAUGUCGUCGACGCGACGUCCGCCGCGGUGUCCUCGUACCUCGCCGCCGCGCUCAGGGGGACCGCGUUAGACGCGGGACCGUGCGGGGAGGCGGAGGCGACGACGGAGGGGGAUUACGUCGAGCUGUUGAGAGUCGCGCGCGGGGCGUUGACGCGGGCGACGCUGACCGCGGAGAAGGACGAGAGCGAAAGCGAAAGCGACGACGACGACGACGACGACGACGAAGACGCGGGGGUAAACGCGACGCGCGCGCGCACGGACCUCAUCGACGCCGUGACGACGGUCUGGUCCGACGCCGUCGCGAGCGGGUCGCACGAGCGCCGCGCGUCGUGCGUCGCGCUGUUAGCCGCGGUCCUGCCGACCGCCGCGGGCGCGGGCGCGGGCGCGGUAGCGGGCGCGGGAGGGUCGAGAAGACGCUUCGCGGCGACGGCGCCGCCGCCGCCGUCAGCCGCCGCCGCGUGGAUCCGACCGUUCGCGCGGCUGCUCUGGGAGCUGAAGCACAAGGACGCGAACACGACGCUCAGGGCGCUCCGCGCGCUGCGCGCGACCGCCGCGCGCGUCGGCGCGGAGAGCGACGCGCCGACGAAGGACGCGCUCGUCGCCGUGGAGGCUGAGCUCGCGCCGUUUUUCGCGCGCGCGCCGCCGCCGCCGGCGGAUGCGAACGCGCCGCGGGUAACGCCCAAGCACGGUCCGUUUUCAAAACUCCCGACGGAGUGCCAGGUCGCGUCCAUCGCGCUCCUCGGGGUGCUCCCGUCGCUGUCGCCGUCGACGCUGCGCGCGGUCGCGCACGCGGUGCUCUCCGACGCCGACGCGUCGCUCCCGGCGCGCGCGAUCGAAGCCGUCGCGUGUAACCUCCGCGCCGCCCCGCUCGCGCUGUCCGUGUCCUUCUUCGGCACGCUCGCCGUCGGCGCGCGGUCGUGGGGCACCGUCGGUGUCGCGGCGAACGCCGCGGGGAACGCGCUCGUGAGCUUAGCCGGCGACGCGAAGUCGCCGUGGACCGGGGCGGAGCUCGCGUGGCCGGUGAUGAACGCCGCGCGGACGCGCGCGAGGCGCGACGGCGACGACGCGGGCGCGCGGCGCGCGGCGUACGGCGCGCUGGUCGUCGCCGCGGUCGCCGCGGAGGCGCCGUGCGGCGCGGACGCGAGCUGCGGGAAGCUCGAGGACGCGAUCCCGGAGCUCGUCGCGGAGACGACGCGCGUCGGCGGCGUCGCCGUCGCGAUGUCCGCGCGCGCGUCGUUCGCGGCGGCGGCGGCGGCGGCGGCGGCGGGCGACGGCGGCGUCGACGGCGCCCUCGCGCGCGCGGGCGCGUGCGCGCGGCUCCUCCUCGCGGUCCCGCGCUGGCUCGCGCCGACGCUCGCGCGCCUCGCGUCCAUCGCGACGGACGCGGACGCGGACGCGGACGCGGACGGCGGCGUGGAUCGCGUCGAGGGCGUCGCCGGCGCGGUGGGCGCGUUGUGCGCCGCGUCGCCGGCGGAACGGUUUUCCUCCUCCUCCGAAUCCGGACGCGCGAACGCCGCCGCCGCGCGCGAGGCGGCGGACGCGGCGUCGAGAGCCGCGGACGCGUUGGUGCGCGCGAACGCGGCGGGCGCGGCGAACGCGGCGAAAGCGGCGAGGGUGGCGCGCAUAGGGGUGGACGCCGUCGUCCUCGCCGCCGAGGGAACGACGGGUUGA
This is a messenger RNA of Micromonas pusilla CCMP1545, 3321 nucleotides long. RefSeq lists its product as uncharacterized. Gene Ontology annotation, cellular component: nucleus. Lineage: Eukaryota; Viridiplantae; Chlorophyta; Mamiellophyceae; Mamiellales; Mamiellaceae. The transcript has 2 exons. The record is from RefSeq and is a predicted model, not a curated record. Bases 1 to 3321 code for a protein of 1106 amino acids.